This is a messenger RNA of Podospora pseudocomata, 1383 nucleotides long. RefSeq lists its product as uncharacterized. NCBI's taxonomy places the organism in Eukaryota, Fungi, Ascomycota, Sordariomycetes, Sordariales, Podosporaceae. The transcript has a single exon. The record is from RefSeq and is a predicted model, not a curated record. Bases 1 to 1383 code for a protein of 460 amino acids.
AUGAAGACAAAAAUGGGCUUCAUCAGCCCAGCCAUGUCUACCUCUCUGGUCUCCCGGCCUCGGGGCGUUCUGUUUCUUGUCUGCCUCAUCUCCUUGGUUACCAUCUGGUCUUGCCGCCUCCCCAAAAUAUGCUUGUACGAAAGCACUUACAGGCCCUCACUCUCACCUUACCAGCAACCCCAACCAAACCCGGUCGACCUAUCUCUCCCCGAUUCACCCUUCGUCCGCUGGCCUCUCGAGCGUGUCUGCCGGGAGCAGACCAUCUGGAGGCCCGGCCUGGUGUUUAUUUGCGACAACAAUUCGGGAGGAAUUGGUAACAUCCGGAAUUACAUCCUCACCUGCAUCCGCUAUGGUAUCGAAGCCGGCGCCACCGGCAUCGUCCUGCCCCGCAUCCGCACUCGCAGCGAGAAGAAUCUAGCAGAUUUGAUGCUGGACUACCAGCCGUUCACCUACUUCUUUGACGAGGACCACUUCCGAGCCAAUCUGGAAAGGGCUUGCCCUCGGAUCACUGUCUACGAUAAUGAUGAGAGCAUUCCCAACGUACAAGUCCCCGUGAAAGCCGAAAAGGUCAGGCCACAUGAUCUGGGGAAGAGGGGAGGCUGUGAUAAGCGGGACCUCAACAAGCACGUCGGGGUAUUCAACAAGGCAUUUUCCGGUUACCUGGACAGGACAGAGAAAGAGUUUGGAUGGCCUGAGUUGAACGAGAUGAACCCCCGGCCGGUUAGGUUUCCUUGGGGAGUGCAGUUUGAGUGGCCUACUUGGAAGGAUGGGCCAGAAUUCACUGCCAGUUUUGGAGGGCUGUUGAGGUUCAGGGAGGAUAUUCUGGCUUUGGGGUUCAGAGCAAAGGGGUACAUGAGAGAGUUCGCAAAGAGACAUGGGGGAAGCGGGCGGUAUGUGGGGUUACAUUUGAGAACUGAGAGCGAUGCGCUGAGUCGGUGGCCGGAUUUUGGGAACCAGACAGAGGCGUAUCUGACGGCAUCUGAGGCAACGGGGAUCAAAGCUGCUUAUUUGGCGACGGGGAAUAAGACAGAUGCAGCCAGGCUGGUUGAAGAGGCUGAAAGGAGGUUGGGCAUGGGUGUCAUCACCAAACAUGACCUGCUUGCCAAGUACUCGAAGGAGGACCUGCUGAUGUUGGAGGCUCUGACCUGGGACCAACAAGCCCUGAUCGACUUUGUUGUGUUGGUCGAGAGUGACUAUUUCUUUGGCAUCAGCCCAAGUUCGUUCAGCAUGAACGUCGCUCUGAAGCGUCACCUCAAGACUGAGGGCCUACACACAAGACCGUGGAAGAUUGGGGGAGAUGGAGACGGAAGAAGCUGGCUGACUGGGCGGUUUGAACAGUAUUGGGAUGAUUGGUUGUACAUGUAUGAGUCCAUGUGGCCAUAA